Molecule: messenger RNA, 4944 nt
Organism: Neocloeon triangulifer
Lineage: Eukaryota; Metazoa; Arthropoda; Insecta; Ephemeroptera; Baetidae
Product: CD109 antigen-like
Exons: 25
Coding region: 180-4634 (1484 amino acids)
Cellular component (GO): extracellular region
Molecular function (GO): endopeptidase inhibitor activity
Source: RefSeq, a predicted model, not a curated record
CUCAGGUAUGACUCGCCUACUCGCGCCGGCCAGCGGCUGCAGCGUCAGUGUUGUCGACGCACAGCGGAAUAGCAAUGAAGCAGUGCUGUUUGUAGGGCUGCUCACCGGAGAGGAAAAUUACAUUCCUAGCUGUGCUGUGGUUCAACCCUUGGUAAAGGAAGAAACACCAACAGAUCAAAAUGCGGCAACAAGCGAGAGCAGCAAUUUUUGUUAGUGUCGCAGUGACUGUUUUUUCAUCUGCCUUGGCACAAGGAUUCUACACAGUUAUCGCACCAAAGGUUCUCAGGCCAAACAGUGAAUAUCACGUUUCCGUGUCCACUCACGGCGUAGAUCGCACAACUCAAGUGUGGGUGGAAGUUGGAGGUCGACAAGACAGCGGAGGGAAGUUUUCGGCGUCGCAGAGCAUUUCCGUUGAGCCCAGAACUACCAGAAUUCUCAGAAUAGACGUUGGAGAUGUUGGUCCUGGAAAUUACAACGUCACUGUGCGGGGAAGUGGCGGUCUCGACUUCCAAAACAGCACCGAACUGGAUUAUGUGCACAAAAGCUACACCGUGCUAAUCCAGACAGACAAGGCGAUUUACAAACCAGGGGACACGAUCCAGUUCCGGUGCCUGGCACUCAACAAACACCUCAAGCCCACCGUCACCGCCGCCCUGGACGUUUUCCUCACUGAUGGCAAAGGUAACCGCGUAAAGCAGUGGUCUCGCGUUUUGCCAACAAGGGGCGUCUUUUCUGCCGAGCUUCCGCUUUCCAAAAAUCCAGUUUUGGGAGAUUGGAAUAUUACGGUCAGCGUUUUGGACCAAUCGUUCCACAAAAGCAUCCAGGUUGCAGAAUACGUCCUGCCUAAGUUCGAGGUCUCCAUUUCGACGCCUUCUUACACAACCUUCAAAGAUUCGCGCAUUUCUGCCACAAUCACUGCCAAAUACACCUAUGGCACACCUGUCAAAGGUGAAGCCACGGUCACCAUGUACCCGACGAUUUUCUCAGGAAUCAUCCAACCGAUUUUCCAAAACCCGGUACGGAAAGUUGUUGCCAUUGACGGAAAGGCCAAUGUUGAGUUUGACAUUGUGAAAGAAUUGGGUCUAAAGGAUGACUUUGAAAGGCCUGUACAAAUUGAAGUGACGGUGCAGGAAGCACUGACUGGUCGCCGACAAAACUCCUCGACCUCAAUCCCACUGCACAAAAACAAGUACAAAAUGGAGCUGGUCAAAACCUCUGAAUAUUAUAAGCCUGGGCUUAAAUUUACUGCUUUUAUUAAAUUGUCUACCCACGAUGGGGCACCAAUUACCGACUCAAAAAAUCCAGUCAAGGUGCGUUGGGGAUAUGGAUAUGACCACGAUACAUACACCUCAGAAAAUCACUACCUGACCAGUGAUGGCCUAGUGGAGCUUACGUUCUACCCUCCUCUGGUGUCAAACGUCUCUACUCUGGGACUGGAGGCUCAAUAUUUGGACCUCAGUGAGUGGUUCUCCUCCAUAACUGCCGCUGUCUCUCCAAGCAACACCUUCCUGCAAGCUUCUGUCAGAUCUGAAAAUUCAGAGGUUGGCAAUGACGUUGAAGUGUACAUUAAUUGCACAGAGGCAAUUACUUCAUUCAAUUAUGAAGUUUUGGGCCGAGGAGAUGUGCUAACAGCAGGUACGGUGCAAGUGCCUGCCGGUCAGCACGACCAGCGAUUCAGAUUUGUGGCCACACAGGCCAUGACGCCGAGAGCACAUCUCGUCGUUUACUACGUGAGACCUGAAAACGGCGAAAUCAUUGCUGACGCCGUUGAUUUUUCUGUCUCCGGGAUGUUGCAAAAUUUCAUCGACUUGGAAGUAAACCCAAUGGACACUCAGCCCGGAGGAAAUGUCGACGUGACAAUCAGAACAAAACCCAAUUCCUACGUUGGUCUUCUUGGUGUUGAUCAAAGCGUUCUUUUACUGAGAAAGGGAAAUGACCUGACAAUGCACGACGUGGAAAAUGAACUUCUGUCCUACGACUCUGCUCCAAGAGAGCCCUCGAACCCUCUUUGGUCACCUUUCGUGAGAGAUGUUAAGCGCAGGAGGAAAAGGUCUCUUUACUGGUGGCCUGGAUCUGCGGACGCCGGCGAAGUUUUCGAAAAAUCGGGAGCUGUGAUUUUGACCAAUGGUUACGUCCACGAGCAUUUGCCCUUAGGAAUUCCGCCUGGAGGCGUCGUGACGAGGCUGCCCAGUGGCAAAAAUUACCCAGGAACCUUUCCAACGAGACCGCCCUUGGCAGGGCCUUACGCCUUUUCUCGCAUUCCUAAGCCAGUGUUCACCAAUCCGCGAAUUCACCUUCCUCACGAGCCGCAACCCGUCUGGCUCUUUGAGGACAUGUUCACAGGCCCUGACGGUCGCACGUCUUUGAAGAGAAAGGCGCCCGACACAAUCACUUCGUGGGUGCUCUCCGCCUUUUCAGUGGAUUCGCUUUACGGACUGGGACUUACCCACUCGCCGAGCAAGAUACGAAUUUUCCGCCCGUUCUUUGUUUCUCUUGAUCUUCCCUACAAUGUGAAGCGCGGAGAAGUUUUUGCCAUUCCUGUGGUCGUCUUCAAUUACAUGGAACGCGACGUGUCUGUGGAGGUCAGCCUGGAGAACUCUGAUGGCCAGUUUGAGGUGCCUGACAUGUCCAAUGACAUCGACGCACCAAAAACUUUUGACGCAUCUCAACUUACAAGGAAAAUCGUGGUCAAGGCAAACAGUGCCGCAAACACCGCUUUCAUGGUGACCACAAAAAAACUGGGUCUUGUCGACGUCACGGUUAAGGCCGAAAGUGCGCUGGCCGGUGACGCUGUGAAGAGACAACUUUUGGUUAAGGCGGAGGGUGAGACCCAGUAUGUCAACGACGCCGUUUUUGUUGACCUCAGAGACAAAGACAACUUUGAGACAAAUCUGACUCUGAGGUUCCCCAAAAAUUUCGUCGAAGGUUCCGAGCGAGUCGAAGUCUCCACUGUUGGAGAUUUACUGGGACCGAGUAUCCCUAAUCUUGCAAAUUUGAUAAGAAUUCCAUUUGGCUGUGGAGAGCAAAAUAUGUUGAAUUUCGUUCCAAAUAUUGUUGUGCUUGACUACUUGAAGAAUACAAAUCAACUCACAACAGCCGUCGAAAACAAGGCGCGGAAAUUCCUUGAAAUGGGCUACCAACAAGAGUUAACUUACAGACAUGAUGACGGUUCGUUCAGUGCUUUUGGAAACGUCGACCCCAGCGGUAGCACAUGGUUGACCGCUUUUGUUGCAAAAUCGUUCCGCGCCGCCUCUCCGUACAUUACGAUUGACCCUGGCAUGGUCCAACAAGCGCUCCAGUGGCUUCAGGGCGUCCAAGCCACCAACGGCAGUUUCCCUGAAGUGGGCAAAGUGCACCACCAUGAUAUGCAGGGUGGCUCGGCCAGUGGCCUCGCCCUCACUGCUUACACCCUGAUCACCUUCCUUCAGGACAAAGAGUCUGCUGGACUGUACAGAAAUGUAAUCAACAAGGCCACCGACUACAUUGGACGCAACUUGGAUGGCAGACUGGACGACCCGUACGCAAUUGCACUUUCAGCCUACGCCCUUCAGCUGGCAGGUCAUCCCUUGAAAGAAACUGCGUUCAAUCUUUUGGAAAGCAAGGCGCAAAAUAAGGACGAGACAAAGUGGUGGAGCAAGCCCGUCCCUGAAAACGACAAGAAAAAUCCCUGGAGGCAGUACAGGACGGACCCUAUUGCGGUGGAAAUGACCUCGUACGCCCUGAUGACCUAUCUGGAAAGAGGCCUUGUCAAGGACAGUCUGCCCAUCUUGAAAUGGCUGAUUUCGCAGAGAAAUAGCCAAGGCGGUUUUGAAUCGACUCAGGAUACCGUUGUUGCUUUGGCUGCGCUUGCUCAAUUGGCGGAACAGAUUUCCGUGAGCUCGUCAGGUCAGCGAGUGGAAGUGACUUUCGAAUACGAAGGCAAAAAUAGCCCCAAGUCGCUUGUUGUGAACUCUAACAGCGCCAUGAUUCUUCAAAAGGAAGAGCUACCACAAACUGUUCGGGACCUGAAAAUCAGAGCACAAGGCAAGGGUUUUGCUAUUGUGCAAGUGUCAUACAGUUACAAUGUUGAAGUGACCGCGCCUUGGCCACUUUUCCAUUUGGACCCACAACUUACCAGGGACUCGACUCCGGAGCAUCUGCAGUUGUCUGUUUGCUCAGGAUUUACUGGGCUUGGAAAUAUUAGCAGUAACAUGGCUGUUAUGGAAGUUUCGUUGCCUUCAGGAUACACCGCUGACCCCGAUUCGUUGCCCAGUCUUCGGUCGGCGCCGUUUGUUCAGCGAGUGGAAACGCAAGAUGGAGAUACAAAAGUUGUCUUGUACUUUGACAAGAUGGGAAGAGAGGAAUUGUGCCCUACUGUGAAAGCCUUCCGGACGCACAGAGUGGCCAGACAAAGAGCAGUGCCAGUUACCAUUUACGACUAUUACGACUCUUCGCGAAGAGCUCGUCAGUUUUACAUGCCGCGAGUGCAAACAAUGUGUGACAUAUGCGAGGGUGACGUGGGCUGUGAGGCCUGUGGACGCGGCUCAGCAGGCAGUCGUCGCAACGGGGCCGAUUUUUCAGCGGCCUCCGCUGCAGAGGUUUCCGUGGCCACUCUGACUAUGGUUGCCACCGCCUUGUGGUUGGCGAGUUUUUAGAACAAAUGAGGAGAGUGCCAAAGAUUGUGAUUGAGAGACCGACAUGAAAUUUGUUUGUGUGCAUCGAAUGAGAUUUAAAUGUGAAAAUUAUGUUCAAUAGAAUUUUUGGGCUGCGUCAUUUAAGUAUUUUUUGUGGCAUCUCUCUUUUAAUUAAAACUAAUUGAAAUAUUAAUUUCUUACUCCUCCUGCUAUACGGGAAUUGUGUAAAAAUAAUUUUUAAUAUCUUUAAAACUCAGCGAAAAAAUGUUCCAUAAAAACUUUUGUAUAAAAUAAACUCAUAAAAAAUUUCAAAUAAAUAUUAUAAAAUGUU